GCGCUUUAAUCCCAGCUGGGAGAGAUGCUCAGAUAGAUGAACACACUCAGAUUAGUGAAUCGGAGCUGAAACAACAAGAACUCGCCUCGGAUUUAUCUCCUCUUCCUCACUUUUUUAUUUUUCCCUCCGCCUGGAUGUAAAUCGAUAAAUCAAUCGAUGAAUGGAUGAAGUGAUCGGAAAGACGGAGGAUUAACUGGAGCUCUGUUUGGCAGGAAUAAAGUUGAAGUAGAAGAAGAAGUAGAAGAAGAUGAGGAGGAUGAGGAUCUGAUGAGGAUCAAAGCGAUCGGAAACUGAUCAAAGUGAUUGAUGAUGAUUGUUUGGAGCUGAAGCAGCAGCGGAGAUGUACGAGGAGAACCGCCGAGGUACCGGUCGUAACGGCUACAACAAGGCAGUGGACGGAGAGGAUGGAGGGGGGGAGGGGGAGGAGGAGGAGGAGGAGGGAGGGGAGGGGGAUGGGAGCGGAGAGGGAGGAGGGGGGGAGGAGGGGGAGGAGAGAGACGCCGACUGGGAUGAACACCUGGAUGGCGAGAACGAGGGCGGAGUCAGGAUGACAAGAACCGACACGCUUCACUCAACCACAAGUUCAACCGGAACACAGAGGAGGAGGGGACAACACGCUAAGAAACAGGUGCAAGGCAGUAACCAGGUGCAGCGUGCUCCUCGAGCGUUAUACUGCCUCAAACUCAACAACCCGAUCAGACGGGCUGCGCUCUCAAUCGUAGAGUGGAAACCGUUUGAUAUCUUCAUCCUGCUAGCCAUCUUUGCUAACUGUGUCGCUCUGGGAGUUUCCAAACCGUUUCCUGAGGAUGACUCAAACUCCACUAACCAUGACCUGGAACAAGUGGAGUACGUGUUCCUCAUCAUCUUCACCGUGGAGACCUUCCUGAAGAUCCUGGCCUACGGUCUGGUGAUGCACCCCAGUUCCUACAUCCGCAACGGAUGGAACCUGCUGGACUUCGUCAUCGUCAUCGUCGGGUUGUUCAGCGUCGUCUUGGAGCAGAUGACCCACAAGUCGGGUGGUGAACAGGCGACGACCCACCAUGUGCCGGGAAAACCUGGAGGUCUGGACGUCAAAGCUCUGAGAGCCUUCAGGGUCCUGAGGCCCCUCAGACUGGUGUCCGGAGUUCCCAGUCUGCAGAUUGUGUUGAACUCCAUCAUGAAGGCGAUGGUUCCUCUGCUGCACAUUGCUCUGCUGGUCCUCUUCGUCAUCAUCAUCUACGCCAUCAUCGGCCUCGAGCUCUUCAUCGGACGCAUGCACAGGACCUGCUACUACAUUGGGACAGAUAACUACGUGGAGGACGAACCGGUUCCGUGUGCGUUUGCGGGUCACGGCCGGCAGUGUGUCGUUAACGGGACGGAGUGUCGCGGCCGGUGGGACGGUCCCAACGGAGGAAUCACCAACUUUGACAACUUCUUCUUCGCCAUGCUGACGGUGUUCCAGUGCAUCACCAUGGAGGGCUGGACCGACGUCCUCUACUGGAUGAACGACGCCAUCGGCUUCGAGCUGCCCUGGGUUUACUUCGUCAGUCUGGUCAUCUUUGGCUCCUUCUUCGUUCUCAACCUGGUUCUGGGAGUUCUGAGCGGAGAGUUCAGUAAGGAGAGGGAGAAGGCGAAAGCUCGAGGAGAUUUCCAGAAGCUGCGGGAGAAGCAGCAGAUGGAGGAGGAUCUCUGUGGAUACAUGGACUGGAUCACUCAGGCCGAAGACAUGGACGAGCUGGACGAGGACGGAAACCCACGUCCGUCUUUAGGAGAUCUGUCGGAUAAGAAGAGAGGAAAGUUCGGAUGGUUCAGUCACUCCAAUGAAACUCACGCGAGUCUUCCUGCCAGUGAAACAGCUUCUGAAAACACCGAGAACAUCGAUGAGGAACAUACCAACUGCUGCCAGGCCUGCUGCGCUCGGAUGAUGAAGAUCGGCUGCUGUCGGACGCUGCGACGCUGGAAUCGAGUCUGUCGGAGAACGUGUCGCACGGCCGUCAAAUCUGUGACCUUCUAUUGGCUGGUUCUGCUGCUCGUCUUCCUCAACACCUCCCUCAGCGCCUCCGAGCACUACAACCAACCUGAUUGGCUGACACAAGUGCAGGACAUAGCCAACAAGGUGCUGCUGUCCCUGUUCACGGUGGAGAUGCUGCUGAAGAUGUACAGUCUGGGUCUGGCUCACUACUUCGUGGCCUUCUUCAACCGCUUCGACUGCUUCGUGGUCUGUGGGGGCAUCAUGGAGACCAUCCUGGUGGAGCUGGGCAUCAUGCCUCCUCUGGGGAUCUCCGUGCUGCGCUGUGUCCGGCUGCUGCGCAUCUUCAAGGUCACACGCCAUUGGACGGCUCUGUCCAACCUGGUGGCGUCGCUGCUGAACUCCAUGAAGUCGAUCGCCUCGCUGCUGCUGCUGCUCUUCCUCUUCCUCAUCAUCUUCGCUCUGCUCGGGAUGCAGCUGUUCGGGGGAAAGUUCAACUUCGACGAGACGCAGACCAAACGCAGCACCUUCGACGCCUUCCCGCAGGCGCUGCUCACCUGCUUCCAGAUCCUGACAGGUGAGGACUGGAACGUGGUCAUGUAUGACGGCAUCAUGGCGUACGGCGGUCCCGUGUUCCCAGGGAUGAUCGUCUGCGUGUACUUCGUCAUCCUCUUCAUCUGCGGUAACUACAUCUUGCUGAACGUCUUCUUGGCUAUCGCCGUGGACAACCUGGCCGGAGGAGACGGAGACGACAAGAAGAAAGAGAAGAAGAAUGAAGGAGGUGAAGAGGAGGGGGCCGAGGAGGGAGCAGAAGAAGUGAAGGUGGACAUCGAUGAAGACACCGAGUACGAGGAGGAGGAGGAGCUUCCUGAAGGAGAUGACGAUGGAGGAGUCCAGUUAAAGAUGGCCGACCUCGCUCCUCCCAAAGAGAAGGUUCUUCCCAUCCCAGAAGGCAGCGCUUUCUUCUGCCUCAGCAAGACCAACCCCAUCCGUGUGGCCUGUCACACUCUGAUCCACCACCACAUCUUCACCAACCUCAUCCUCGUCUUCAUCAUCCUCAGCAGCUGCUCGCUGGCCGCCGAAGAUCCAAUCAGAGCGCACUCCUUCAGGAACAACAUCCUGGGUUAUGCAGACUACGCCUUCACCUCCAUCUUCACCGUGGAGAUUCUGUUUAAGAUGACCGUCCACGGAGCGUUUCUCCAUCAGGGUUCAUUCUGCAGAAACUGGUUCAACCUGCUGGAUCUUCUGGUCGUCAGCGUCUCUCUGGUCUCUUUCUUCCUGCACUCCAGCGCCAUCUCAGUGGUGAAGAUCCUCCGAGUUCUCAGGGUUCUCCGACCUCUCAGGGCCAUCAACAGAGCCAAAGGACUCAAGCAUGUGGUCCAGUGUGUGUUCGUGGCCAUCAGGACCAUCGGAAACAUCAUGAUCGUCACAACUCUUCUGCAGUUCAUGUUCGCCUGCAUCGGAGUCCAACUGUUCAAGGGUAAAUUUUAUCGCUGCACAGACGAAGCCAAACACACUCCGGAACAGUGCAAAGGAACGUUCGUGGUCUACAAAGACGGCGAUGUGAGCCACCCGAUGGUCAGAGAGCGAAUCUGGGUGAACAGCGACUUUAACUUCGACAAUGUGCUGAUGGGGAUGAUGGCGCUGUUCACCGUCUCCACCUUCGAGGGCUGGCCAGCGCUGCUGUACAAAGCCAUCGACGCCAAUGGAGAGAACUCUGGUCCCAUCUACAACUACAGGGUGGAGAUCUCCAUCUUCUUCAUCGUCUACAUCAUCAUCAUCGCCUUCUUCAUGAUGAACAUCUUCGUGGGUUUCGUCAUCAUCACCUUCAGGGAGCAGGGAGAGCAGGAGUACAAGAACUGUGAGCUGGACAAGAACCAGCGUCAGUGUGUUGAAUACGCUCUGAAAGCUCAGCCGCUGAAGCUCUACAUCCCCAAGAACCCGGUUCAGUACAAGUUCUGGUCCAUCAUCAACUCGACGGGCUUCGAGUACGUCAUGUUCGUCCUGAUCCUGCUGAACACCGUCACUCUGGCUGUGCAGCACUACGAACAGUCCAAAACCUUCAGCUACAUCAUGGACAUCCUCAACAUGGUCUUCACCGGACUCUUCACCGUGGAGAUGCUGCUGAAGCUGCUGGCGCUCAGACUCAGGCAUUAUUUUGUGGACGCCUGGAACUCCUUUGAUGCUCUGAUCGUAGUCGGCAGCGUCGUGGACAUCGUGGUGACCGAGUUCAGCAGUGGAGAGGACAGCUCCAGAGUCUCCAUCACCUUCUUCCGCCUGUUUCGAGUGAUGCGAUUGGUCAAGCUGCUGAGUAAAGGGGAGGGGAUUCGUACGCUGCUGUGGACCUUCAUCAAAUCACUGCAGGCUCUACCGUACGUCGCUCUGCUCAUCGCCAUGAUCUUCUUCAUCUACGCCGUCAUCGGCAUGCAGACGUUUGGGAAGAUUGCAAUGCAGGACUACACUCAGAUCAACAGGAACAACAACUUCCAGACGUUUCCUCAGGCCGUCCUGCUGCUCUUCAGGUGUGCAACAGGUGAGGCGUGGCAGGAGAUCAUGCUGGCCAGUCUUCCAGGGAAACGCUGUGAUCCAGAAUCCGACUACGAACCCGGAGAAGAGUUCAGCUGCGGCAGCAACUUCGCCAUCGUUUACUUCAUCAGCUUCUUUAUGUUGUGUGCUUUUCUGAUCAUCAACCUGUUCGUCGCCGUCAUCAUGGACAACUUCGACUAUCUGACGCGUGAUUGGUCGAUUCUGGGGCCGCAUCACCUGGACGAGUUCAAGAGGAUCUGGUCUGAGUACGAUCCGGAGGCCAAGGGUCGGAUCAAACAUCUGGACGUUGUCGCUUUGCUCCGGAGGAUUCAGCCUCCUCUGGGUUUUGGCAAACUUUGUCCUCACCGAGUCGCCUGCAAGCGUCUGGUGGCCAUGAACAUGCCUCUGAACGCCGACGGGAUGGUGACCUUUAACGCAACGCUGUUCGCUCUGGUUCGGACCGCCCUCAAGAUCAAGACUGAAGGUAACCCUGACCAGGAGAACGAGGAGCUGAGGGCGAUCAUCAAGAAGAUCUGGAAGAGGAUGAAGCCGAAGCUGCUGGACGAAGUCAUUCCACCUCAUGAAGAGGAGGAAGUGACCGUGGGGAAGUUCUACGCCACCUUCCUGAUCCAGGAUUACUUCAGGAAGUUCAGGAAGAGGAAGGAGAAAGGAGAUAUGCCGGAGUCAGACUCAGCCAAUCCCUCUGCAGUACAGCUGUGUAAAGCCGGACUGAAGACUCUGCAGGAUCUGGGUCCAGAGAUGCGUUUGGCUCUGAAUGAAGAUCUGGAGGAGGAAGAGGAGGCCAUGAUGGAGGAAGAGGAGCUGGAGGAGAACGCCGCCUAUAAAGAAAACGGUUUUGGACCAGACAAAGAUCGACGAGGCUCCAUACUGACACCUACUGGGCCCGGCGGUGUCGUCGGGGACGGCGGCGUCUCUAACGGCGGUCUGAUCCACCGGGUCGGCUCCCUCACCAAGAUGGUGAACGGCAGCGAGCAGGAGGAGCAGCUCCGCCGUGGCGACAGCAUGAGGUCAUCCGUCAAUCAUCACCAGCGCCACCCGUCGCUGAAGAACGGCGUCCUGGACCACGCCCACAAGAGGCCGUCCUACUACAAGCACGGCAGGAGGGACUCGAGGGACCGGACCUGGAGGAACGGAGACGUGGAGACGUACGGAGAGCAAGGAUACUACAGCAGAGAGGAGGACAACGACAGCAUCAGCUCCAGAGACAGACGUUACCCAGACGAGCCUCCUCUGUACAGAGACCACUACGAUGGCCACGCCUCCUACAACGGUAGCUAUGGUAACGGCUACGGCGACGGCAGGAGGACGACGAGGCGACGGCUGCUUCCGGCCACGCCCACAGGUCGGAAGCCGUCGUUCAACAUCCAGUGUCUGAGGAGGCAGGGCAGCAGCGACGACCUGCCCAUCCCCGGGACGUACCACCCGACGUCACCGCCACGCCGCACACGCCCCCAGAUGUUCAACAGCUACGAGUCCCGGCACUCCUCCGGCCGAUCCUUGGCGGCGUCCUCGGCAUCCUGGGCCAAUCCCUGUCCUCGGCGUGGUCGGCUCCUCUACGCCCCCCUGAUCCUGGUGGAGGAGGAAGGAAGUCCACCAUGGGGAGGAGCAGGAGGGGAGGGCAAGAAGGGAGGAGCAGGAAGAGGUGUCAGUGUGACGGGUGCAGCUCCCAGACCGGCCUGGUACGGUGGCCCUGCAGGGACAUCAGCUCCGCCCCCUUACCGGGCCUACACCACCCUCAGAGUUCCUUCUCAGCUGGGAGCUCAGCUCACGGAGAAGCGAGGAUCGGCCGACAGCCUGGUGGAGGCGGUUCUGAUCUCGGAGGGCCUCGGACUUUAUGCUCGGGAUCCCAAGUUUGUGGCGUUUGCGAAGCGGGAGAUCGCCGACGCGUGUCACAUGACGGUGGAUGAGAUGGAGUCGGCCGCCAGCGACCUGCUCGGUUCUGGGACUCACAGUUUCCUGAACAACGCCGGCGCCGCCGACCCGGCAGCACUGUACAGCGACGAGGAGCCAAUCAGGACGGGCCACGAUGAGGACGAACUGGCAGACGAGAUGACCUGUGUGACAUCAUUCUGAGGCUCUGGACCAAUCAGGGAUGGACUGAGGAGGGCGGGACAUCCGUCAUCAACAGGAGGGAUAAUUGGACUUUGACGGACAGGACAACUGACCAGUCAGAGAAAGGAGGCGGGGCUUAAAGCAGAAUUGAUCAGAGUUAGCGAUGGGGACCAAACACUGGUAGCUAGGAGCAGAUGAUCAAGCUGUUAGCUUAGCACAGUUCAGGCAGAGUUACUCCAAACUAACUAAACAAAACUGAGCUGCUGCCUCAGAGUUUAGCAUCACGCUAACUAAACCUAAAUGAAACCGUUGAUAUCAGCUGUUAGCUUGUCUGAUGACGUUUACAGCACAGAGAUACAGCUAGCCUACCGACGUAAACAAUGAAAAAAAUAAUCUAUAAAAACAACCCUGAAACUGUCUGACACUGAUGAAGCUAACGGCUGCUAGCUCCACUGCUAAUGCUAAUGCUACCUGCUGUUGCAUUGCUGUUCCUCCAGGAUCCACUGUUUGGUUUCAGCACAACGAACGACAACAUUAGUUCUUUUUUUUCUUUUCUGGUUGAUGAUUAAAAAUGCAAAUAUGUUGGAUUUUUAUGUUUUUUGAUUUUGAUAAUAAAAUGCAGAAGUCAGAACAACCACAUGCACAUAGUAACCAUCCCUACCUGAAAAUAAUCCAGCUGUAUGUUGGUUCUGUAAACAUGAACCAAAAGAAGAGAAUUUUGUUUUAUAUGAUUUCUUCUUCUCUCAUUGGAGUGCUGACAUCAAACUGUUAAAAUGUACAAGAACCUUCAUAUUCCAGAAUAAAUAUGGAAACUUAUUUCCACCAGUAAAAGAACAGAUUUAAAAUAGAAACAUUUACAAUAAGUGAAAGAUGUCAUGUUCCAGAGUGAAAUUAUUACGUGAGAUAAACAUUCAAACUUUUGACCAAGAAAGUCAAAGUUCUGUUGUAAAAAAGAAAAAACAAGAGCAAUUUUACAAUAAACGUUGUUGAGAUGUUUCGAUAAGAUUUAUCUUCUGAUUUGUCAAAAAAUAUGAUGUAAAAAGUGUAAAUUUCAUGAUAAACUUUAUAUAAGUCUUAGUAUGAUUUAUCUCAUAGGUGACCCAGAAAGUCAGAAUUACAUUUUGUAAAAAACUAAUUUUACACCAAUAUUGCUAAUAAACUUCAAAUUUGUUAAAUGAAGGCAUGAAAAAUGUAAAUUUUGCAACAAAAAUUUUAACAUAAUUGAGAUAUUUUCUUAAGAUUUGUUGCGUAAUUGACCCUGAAAAUAAUAAUUACGAGGUAAAAAAGUGGAAAUUUGGUCAAAAUAGGAAGAUUUUCAUAACAGAAAGUCAAAGUAAAGAUUUAAAUGCCUCUUACUGACACAAAUGAGCUUCCAUAGAAUAUUUACUGUGAGAAAACUUGAGAAAAGAUGUGAAAGAGUCUGAGAAAAGGAUGGUUUGUGUCUGAGUAGAUUAAUAGCAUGAAUGAGUGGAGUUUAAAAGGAGGCCUGAGAUGCUGAGCUUCCUGCUGCCUGUGGAACUUUGUGUUUUAUUCUCAUAACUGCCGUCCACAAACUAUGAACUGAAAAGACUUUUUGUCUCUUUUUUAUUUGCCAGUGUUUGUUCAGCUUUUCUUAUUUAAACGUCUGAUGUUUUUUAUUGACAGAGAGGACUGCAUCUUGGUGGUGUUUUUGUCUCGUCUGAACUCUUGUGUUUCCGUUUUUUCCCGUUUUGCUUUUACAUUUUGGACAGUUUCCCAGCAGUUAAGGGCUUUUUGAUUCCUCGCCUGGAUUUCCCUCCAAACACCUCCUGACAUGUUGAGAACUGAGUGUUCAGCUGAGAAACACCUCUGAGUGAACCUUCAUUUAACUCGAAUAAAGACCAAAAACAA
Molecule: messenger RNA, 8416 nt
Organism: Acanthochromis polyacanthus (spiny chromis)
Lineage: Eukaryota; Metazoa; Chordata; Actinopteri; Pomacentridae
Product: voltage-dependent L-type calcium channel subunit alpha-1D-like
Biological process (GO): calcium ion import across plasma membrane
Cellular component (GO): voltage-gated calcium channel complex; membrane
Molecular function (GO): high voltage-gated calcium channel activity
Source: RefSeq, a predicted model, not a curated record